Pecten maximus is the source of this 3730-nucleotide messenger RNA. RefSeq names its product Krueppel-like factor 10. Gene Ontology annotation, molecular function: RNA polymerase II cis-regulatory region sequence-specific DNA binding; DNA-binding transcription factor activity, RNA polymerase II-specific. The record is from RefSeq and is a predicted model, not a curated record. Gene Ontology annotation, biological process: regulation of transcription by RNA polymerase II. The transcript has 4 exons. NCBI's taxonomy places the organism in Eukaryota, Metazoa, Mollusca, Bivalvia, Pectinida, Pectinidae. Bases 146 to 1321 code for a protein of 391 amino acids.
CUCGUAUGGAUGAGUUAAGCACUGAUCGGUGUGUUGUGAUGAUUAUUUGUUACGCACCCAGUUCGAUGAUGGUUUGUGAGAGAUUUCAAAGGAACUGUUUGUAGAAUUUAUCCAGGAAUAUUUGAGGAAAUUCACAAAAGCAAAUAUGGUGAUAAAAAAAGGACAGGAUCACAUCACAAGUUGCAGUGAUCCAGUUGAGCGUGAUGCUGUGGAAACGCUCUUAUCCAUGGGCAGUAUACAGAUGGUCCAGGAAGGAAAGACUGACAGUGUUUCUUGCAGCCCUGCCUACACCCCCUCCUCCAGUCCCGAGGGAUCUGUGUGCUCCUCGCCACCCCCUUCUCCCUUCAGCAUUGGAUCCUUCUCAGGGGAAGACAGCAACAGUAGCUACAUCUACCAUGACAUGCGUCGGGAUUCCAAGUUGGCACAGUUAUUACGGGAACCAAAGCCUGUUGAAGACACUGUUGUUACGAAAGGUCGUCCUGUCUCGGUCAUCGUACCUAACCACAUGAGUCACGCUCGGUUGACCAACAGUCACACCUUCACUCAACCAGAACAGAUUGUCUCUAGACCUAAUGAUGUUUGUAAUUCACUCGAGAAAAAUAUAAUUGUGAACAGUAUGUCUCAAUCUGAUGUGAUUGGCCUAAAGCCUUUGGAUGGUACAUCCAACAAUGGUUUAUCUCGACUUGUAGCUCCCUUCAAUCUCAACCAAUCGCAGCAGAUUCCUGUCAAUUUAAACGGACUUGGCUCACAACAGCCCAUCAUUCAGGUGAUAGUUGUGAACAACUCCCAGCAGAUGGCAGCACCGCCUGCCUACCGGGCAUGGGUUGAUAGACUUUGUCCCAUUGCCCCAGCACCGCCACCUAGUGACCGUAACGGGAACCACAUUGAGCAAGACCAGUUGGAUCGGAGUCGCCGUAGGACUCAUGCAUGUACCUUCGCUAGCUGUAACAAAACUUACUUCAAAAACUCUCACCUCAAGGCCCACCUCCGCACUCAUACAGGUGAGAAGCCGUUCGUCUGUGAAUGGGAAGAGUGUGGUCGAAAGUUUGCGAGAUCUGAUGAACGUUCCAGACACAUUCGAACACACACUGGCGAAAAGAACUUUACAUGCGAAAUCUGUAACAGACGCUUUAUGCGAAGUGAUCAUCUGCGGAAACACGCUCGUCGUCAUCUGUCCGGCAAAAAGUGCAAAUCUCCAAAUUUUUCAUCAGACAUUUCACAGAGUUCCGAGGAGUCCCAAGACAGUCACCAUUCGAUGGACUCUGAGGAUUCAAACCAACAAGGCUGUGGCUCCCCUCAGCUCAUGGAUACCAAUCCUUAGCUGGUUCCCCUUGUAUACCUAUUGGAAGUUCGAAAGGUUGUUGACAGAUACAAGUUGUGUUUACAUAAAUGGCCAAGAUAGAGAGUGCAAGAGAGAGCAUGUAGAUAUUUUCAGAGAUGAAGCAAGAAAGAAGGUUUUGUACAUGAAAGAAAGGUGAUGGAUAUCAAAAGUCUGCUGUGAGUGCUUUAUGUUUUGAGCAAGGGCAGAUAUUUUUAGAUCUAAAAUGUAAAAUUUACAGAGUGUAAGAGAGAAAAACAGCUUGUGAGCUUGUUGUGUAUUGAAAGAAAAGGUGUUUGUGUUUUGACCAAAUGAUGUCAAUGUCCUGUUGUGAAUUACCUGAGGAAAUUCUUUUUAUAGGUACAUAUAUAUACACAGCAUGCUUCAAGGCCAUAGGGAGGUCAAUUACCUGAUAAAGAGGCUGAUUGGUAUUUAUAUAUAUUUGAACAAGUAAACAAGUGGAAACUGUCGAGUAAAUAUCGUUUUAUGGUUGACAAUUAUUAUUGAGUCGGAACAUUGAAACCCAGGCAUAUUUGGUUGAGGACAAAAAUAUUAUUUUGUAGAUAUUUACUUUGAUAAUGUAGGCCUUUCUUAAUUAAAUUUUCCGUUUAUGAAUAAAUGUGUCAAAUAUAUAACUUUAAAUAUUAAUUGUUUUUGGCAGUUGAACAAUUAGUUCACAUUUUUUCUAUUGCAUAAAAAUAUUAUAAAAAUAAUAUAAUGUUUUUUAUAUGUCCUUAAUUUUUUCGUUCAAAUAAUUGAUUGUAAAUUUUAUUCAAGUUGCCAUACUUUUUCAAGUUUUGUGAAUUUUAAUAUCAGCAACGACUUAAAAUGUGCAAGAAAAGUUCAUAUAUAUUGCUUUGAUUUAAUGUUUAACUUAAACAGCAUAUUUCUUCUAUAAAUUAUAAUAGACAUUUUACCAGAAAAGAAAAGGGGAUGUAUCUUCACUUGAAAAAAACUGUAUGUUCAAUGUACAGAAAAUGUGGUAAAUGUUAGGAAAAAAUGGCUUUAAAUCAUCAGGCAAGUUUAUUAUUAAACAUUAAGUAUUCUCCAGGAACAUUUACAUAUAUGGGAUAUAAUGUAAAUAAUUUUUCAGCAGGCAAGACUGUCAGAUUGGUCAUAGCCAUGUGUCAACUUUUGCGACACCUUUUUGUUAGUAAGAUAAUUUGUCAUGAAUGUGCAAUAUGUUUUAUAUUGGCUGUUGGUAAUAGUAUACAUGUUUCUUACAGUUAAUUAUGAUUCCUAGUCCCGUAUAUAUUUUAAAUUGUAAGAUAUAUAUACGUUAUUGAGCCGGAUUACAGUGUAAAAAAAUUUAGUCCUUUAAAAUAUUUAUAUAAUUUUAGUGUAGAAAAAUUCACUCCUUGUUUGUAUUUGUUCAUAAUACACAUGCUAUCUAUCAUACUGAGGUACUGCACAAUUUGUGUUGGCAAAUAUAUAUUUUAUUCCAUCCCACAGGGACUUGGUAAAAUUUCCAAUCCACUUGGCAUCUAUACAUGUAUAUGUAUCAUAUAGAUAGACUUAAUGUUUGGUAAUUUGUUCCAAGUCCCUAUGAUUAAUUCUACCAGGUUAAAUGAAAAAAAAAAAAAAAUAAACAAAAAAUUCUGAUACUAAAUGCUUGAUGUUAUAAUAUGACCUAAAAUAAGACACAGUAUUAAAAUUUGACUGUUUCCAAUUUGCCUUGAACAUGUAAUUACCAGGUACUCAAUAAAUUUUCACGAUCAGAUACAGAUUAAUUUUCAAAGAAUAUUUGUUAAAUAUUUAAGAGAAGGAAAAUGUCCUUGUAUUACAUGCACAGACCUGGUAGAAUUGGAUGAAUUCACAAUACAUUGUAUUCAGCUAUAAAAUCUCUGUCAUUCAGGCCAUUUUACACAGCCAAGACUGCAGAAGUUGCUUUACACACACAGCUUAAUGUAUUAUAAGGUAGAAUAUUUGUGAUUGGUAAAUGAAGAUAUCGUUUUGUAUAAGUUUGUGUUUGUCCCACUUUACCUAGAUUACUGGUAUGUGUAACUUUAAAAACUCUUUGUAAACCUCAGGUUUUAUUUCCUCUUUAUGACAAUGGCACACGGGGACCAGUGUAUGUUUAAUUUCCAUUACUCCUACUAAGAUUGGAAGUGCUGGCAAUCUUUUUCCUUUAUAAAAUUUUACCUUAUACUCAGAAUGCCUUGAAACUUAUUGAAAAAUCAUAUUACUAAUAUUUGAUAUAUAUAAUAUAAUGCUACAAGAAACAAUAUGUAAUAACUAAAGAGCUUACUGUGAAUACAAAACAUUUUUGGCAUAAAUAUUAAUUAAACUUUGUCAGAGUGUGUUUUAAACAAAAAGCCAGCUCUUUCAAAAACGUAAGUAAAAGUUGGAUGAUGAGAGAUGAAGAUGUGUGAAAUACUACAUUUUACAGUCUUGAUGGACAGAUAAGUUUUU